GCACUAUGCAUUUUUUGAUAACUAUGUAACCUGCAUAAAUUGUGCUAGUCCACAUGGUUCUCCAUCCAAAAAGUUUGUUGUUAACAAGAGCAGACCUGCUAAGUUUGAAGAUGCUCUGUUGAUGGAAGGGAAUCCUGAGUCAUAUAGUCUACCAAACUCUGGUCAUAAAAGCUGCUUGUUUGCACUAAGUUCAGAGAAUUUCCUAUUUUGUAUUGACCUAGAAAAUGGAAAGAUUUUUGAGGAAGUAUAUAUUGGAUCAACCACUGUAAAAUAUAAAAAAAUCUUGUGGAAUACUGUAGAUGAAAGUUUUACUCUUUGCUCCCAGUUAAACCCUAAAGAUGGAGUUCUCCAGUCUCAGGAAGUUGUACAGUUAACUGUCAUGUCAUGUUUGCCACUGGAGAUUUGCUGCAAAUUUUCUGUCACAAAACAGGUGUUUGGCCAUGAUGUGGUUGAUGCCUCCAUCUUCCUCAACAUUCUUGUAGUCAUGCACAAAUCCAGCUACGUGCGCAUGUACAGCCUGGAAAAACUUGUGGCAGAGAAUUUGACACAUCCACAAAAAUUGUUUGAGAAAACAGAUACAGAUUCAAGGGUUGGAAUGUAUCCAACUGGUAUCUCACACACCCUCCAGCUCUCUGCCUGCCCAAUCUGCCUGUUUGAAGUCCGAUGUUGGAAUGGAGACGUAAUGUUGACCAUGCCUCCCUGUUACUAUCUUAUGUGCCCUUAUAAAGAAGAUAAAGGUUACUGCUGCUUCUCCUUUGAGACAAAACAAAUGAUCCAUGGAGGUCAUCUUGAAGCUGAAGAUGAUGCGUUGAAUGAAAGAGUUAGCUUGCAUGCAGAUGAUACAGGCCGGAUCAUUCACAUGAAGAAUAAAGAGCUCAGAGUUUUAAAAAUUGUACCUAUACAAGAAAGUAAAGAAAGAGAGUUGGUUGAGGAUUUUGUCAUUACUGUUCAAGAGGCGACCAAGCCUCAACUCCCAACAAUAACAAUGUCUGGUAGAGUUGUUAAACCAAGGAAAAAAGAAAAUUGUGUUGAGAUUGUUGAUAGGUCUGUAUUGACAAUGGUCUACAGCGAAGAGUUGGAUAUGAUGCUAGUAGUGUCUACUGUCACUAAGGGGGAUCAUUUGAGCACUGUUCUUGGUUUCUAUGACAAUUGGAAUGGGCAAAUGCUGUCCCAGUUUACCCUUGAACCCUGCACCUUGGAGGUCCUAGAGCGUUCUGUAUGUUUUUAUUUUGACACUGUGACGCAUGUGAUCAAGAGAUAUGAUGGCAGAUUUGAAUGCCAAGUUUUUAAACUUCAACCUAAGCUAGACAUGGCUGAUGAAUGGAAGGGGAACAAACUGUGUACAAAAGAAAGAAACAGAUAACAGAGCUCUAAGUUUUAAACUAACCAGGUUGAAAGUAUUAUCCAAUCUUAAGGGCAGCCUAAAUAUUCAAUUCUUUUAGCAGCUUUUAAUACAUUCAUAUUUUGACUGAAAAUUAAAUGUAUUUUAUAUAAA
Messenger RNA from Physella acuta, 1495 nucleotides. RefSeq names its product DDB1- and CUL4-associated factor 17. Gene Ontology annotation, cellular component: Cul4-RING E3 ubiquitin ligase complex. The record is from RefSeq and is a predicted model, not a curated record. NCBI's taxonomy places the organism in Eukaryota, Metazoa, Mollusca, Gastropoda, Physidae. Gene Ontology annotation, biological process: protein ubiquitination.